Messenger RNA from Desarmillaria tabescens, 1197 nucleotides. RefSeq lists its product as uncharacterized. The transcript has a single exon. The coding region runs from base 317 to 1129 and encodes 270 amino acids. Lineage: Eukaryota; Fungi; Basidiomycota; Agaricomycetes; Agaricales; Physalacriaceae. The record is from RefSeq and is a predicted model, not a curated record.
GUAAGCGAGCCAAGAUGAUGGAGGAGGCCCCUGCUCGCGAACAGGAGAAGACUCGGGAGCAGGACAGGCAGAGAUCACGCUCCAGGAUGGAUGCCUUCGACACUACCCUCCGUCCCAACGAGCACCUAUAUUGGCGACCUACCAUUGACCCCGACAAGGGAUCAACCCAACACAAGAAGCCCCAACCAGCGCCAGCCUUUUUCGAAUCCUGAUCCUAUCGAACGACCCUCGACAACCAGUGGCUGGAAAGUCAAAUCUCCAGCGGACAUCUCGAAAGCCAGAGCAAUGGAUCCCUUCGCAACUCGUGCUGUUGCCGAUGAAAGUCGAACGAAGGUGUCACGAUCCUAGUGCUAUCAGGCAUGAGAGUACGGCGUCGCUUCCUGUAGUCGAUAUGUCCCGAAUGAAACCCCCGUCACAAGCCUCUUUCUACCACCACUCCAAGUCGUCAUCUCCGCGAUCGUUGGAGACAGAGAACAGCGGUGCUAGUUCUUCCAAGCUCACUCUUGACCACAUGAGAGAACCGCCGCUUCCUUCGAAGCCCACGUCCUCGUUGACAUCACAGAGGCUCAGUUCGACAACGCCCCUCCCAGACAAUCGGACCAUCUGGCUGCCAAAAACUCAUCACGAGAGUCGGAACCAUAUGUCGAGAUCGACUGUGAUUGAAAAGUCGCACUCGAUGCCUGAAACGCAUCAGGGACAUGUCAGAGCACGUACGACGUCGGAUCCCAGUCCGCCAACUCCUGCUGCACCGCCUAAGCCCUUGCUUGAACCAAAAGCGCCAGCGAAGAAGUCUAGUAGUAAAGGCAAGACGAGCGUGAUGCUGGAAGAGGUACCGGAUGACGAGGGAAUCUACAGUGACAAGGAUGUCCUACCCGCCGAUUCGACGGCGAUUAUGCUGUCGAAUCUGGAGCCUGAGGCCCCGAGGCUGGUCGAUACCCGGGAAAAACGUGUGAGGUGGACGGAGAGUGUCUCGGGGGGUAGCCCAAUGUCUGAUGCGACGGUUCUGCCGGCUGAGCAUGGGGCGAAGACUAGAACGAGCGAUGUACGGCAACCAGCUAAAUGGGGGGAGACAGCGAAGAAGGGGGUCGAAGACUGGCGGCUGUGGACAGCGCCGACUUCCUCCAUGUAAUUAUUGUUUUCUCUAUUUUUCUUUAUUCUUCUCGUGAUUUCGUAGACAAUAUUUUGCUAGAUAUGUAC